CCAGAGAAUCCACUAGUCUGUCAGAGAAAACAGUUAGGCGAGGAAGCUUCAUCAAAUUGUGAAUUCGGUGACUUCGGUAAUUUUUCGAAUUUUCGAUCUCGUCGAAAUCGAAUCGAAAAGAAAGUUGCACGAGACCAAGUUCGUAUGUGCACCGAGUGCGUUCAAAACGAUACGGAAAAGAUAACUGUUUCGAUACGUCACGACGUAUACGUGAAAGAAAGUGAAAAGAAUGACAAGCAUGAGGCAGUUCGUUCGCUAUGCGCGUAGACUGGGCCAGAUAUCAGAGAGUGGGACAAAAGUUGUAAACCGGUUCGUGAAAUAUGCGUCUACUCAAGCUCGACACAAAUUCAUAGAGGAUGAAAAUGGGAAAAAAAUUUUCCUUUCUCCGUAUGGGGAUUUUACGCCUUCCGAUAAUCUCGUUCAUGAAUACAUAUGGAAGAAUGUCGAGAGGUUCCCUAAUCGCAUUGCAUUGGAAUGUUCGGUAACCGGGAAAAAAUACACGUACGCUGAAGCGAGGGACGCGAGUAAUUAUAUCGCGAGAAGUUUGAAGAAUAUGGGUUUGAAGAAAGGUGAUUUGGUGGCCCUAGUAACGCCCAAUUAUCCGGAAACGGUUUUAGCUGCUGUCGGUGUUUUAGAAGCUGAUCUUAUUCUCACUACCAUGAAUCCUACUUACACAAUCGAGGAAAUGAAGAAACAAAUAAAGGAUUGCGAGGCUAUUGCGAUAAUCACAGCUGCAGAAAUUGCACAUAUUGUACUUGAAGCGAGGAAAAAUACUUCCGCGUCACGAGGACCCUUCGUGGUUAUCGAGGAUGGUAUUAGAUCUAUUCCCGAAGGCAGUGUGCCGUUUAAGGAUCUUAUCACACGAGGUAAAACAUUACCGCCUAUAACGCAUCAUCAAAUGACCUCGAAUGAUCUAGCCAUCUUGCCAUAUUCCAGUGGAACGACUGGCAUGCCGAAAGGUGUCAUGUUGACGCACAAGAAUUUAGUAAGUAACAUGGAAAUGGUGGAAUAUUCGGCGGAAGAAAGAAUGUGGCGACAUACAACUGCCGAUUUUCAAGAGGUACUACCCCUAAUUAUACCCUUCUUCCAUAUUUUCGGAUUGAAUGCCGCGACCCUGCCUCGUCUCCAUAACGGUACAAAAAUAAUAACUCUUCCAAAGUUCACGCCGGAAAUAUUCGUGGACGUUUUAAUGAAACAUAAAAUAACAGGUUUAUUCGCAGUACCAUCUUUGAUCACGUUUAUAAAUAUCUGCCCUUUGCUUAAAAAGGAGAUUUUCGAAAAUACACAUCACAUUAUCACCGGGGCGACACCAUUACCGGCGGUGGAUGUAGAGAAAUUUUACGAAAGAUAUCAGAUAAACAGCGAUAACUUGAAAUUCUCUCAAGGAUACGGGAUGACGGAAACUUCACCCGUGAUUUGCUUAGACACGUGGAGUCGAAAGUCAGCAAGUAUCGGGCAAAACAUUGCCGGUUGCGAAUUACGAUUAGUCGAUUCAGCAACGAACGAGGAUAUUUCUAUAGCUGGUCAAAAGGGAGAAAUAUGGGCCAGGGGGCCUCAUAUCAUGAAAGGAUAUUUAAACAACGAGAAAGCGACGAGAGAGAUGAUUGUCGAUGGUUGGCUGAAAACUGGGGACGUUGGUUAUUUCGACGACGAGUUUUAUUUCUUCGUCACGGAUAGGAAGAAAGAUUUGAUCAAAGUUAAAGGAUUCCAGGUACCACCAGCCGAAUUGGAAGCUUUGAUAAAAAGACAUCCAAAUGUUGUGGAGGCAGCUGUGAUUGGUAUUCCAAACGAAAGGUUCGGCGAGAUACCUAAAGCUUUUGUAAUUCUCAAGGAAGGUACCAAGGCGACGGAUGACGAUAUCAAAAAUUUCGUAAAAGACAAAGUGUCGGAAUAUAAGCAACUCAGAGGAGGAGUGACAUUUGUUGACAGUAUACCAAAGAACGCAAGCGGAAAAAUUUUACGAAACCAAUUGAGAAACGAGCACAAAUAGUAAAAGUUUGUGCUCAAGAGUGAAGAAGAAAAUUUCACGCUUCGAGGCCUCGAUUUACAGUUCGUACCAUAAUGGAAUCAAUUAUCGAUUAAGAACAGAGUAGGAUUAAUCAUUUCUAUAUCGAUUGGCAUAAUGGUAUAUGAGUCAUCCAACUAUUAUAUUGAUAUGGUAAAAGAUAUGUUAAUAACGUUUAUUCACUUGUUUUGUGUAUAAUAUUGUUAUCUCAUAAGUGCCUUACAAGUAUCUUAUUGAUUACGAUAAUUUUUAAUAUUUUUACAUUUAUAUAUAUAUAUAUACAUAUCUAUUUUAAAAUAAUGGGUUUAGUAAACAUAUAUAAAUACGAUGUACUUAUUAGAAUAACGGGAAUAACGCGGUUAAAAUAACGUGAUUACGAAGUGCAUUUUUAAAAUUAUACGUAUAUCUUUUUACUUUUAAUGUCAUUUAAUAUACGCAAAUAUUAUCAGUUUAUUGUUGUGCAAUAUUUGACAAUGCAAUUAAUUUUUAAGAUUAUUUUUAGAUAUUAAAUUUUAUCGAUUUUUAUAGAACAUUUGUACAAGAAAGUUACAGGGAUUUUAAACUUUUAAACAAUAAAAUCUUUUAUAGUUUUAUAGUUGUGUUAUAAA
This is a messenger RNA of Apis dorsata (giant honeybee), 2613 nucleotides long. RefSeq names its product 4-coumarate--CoA ligase 1-like. Gene Ontology annotation, cellular component: mitochondrion. Gene Ontology annotation, molecular function: long-chain fatty acid-CoA ligase activity. Gene Ontology annotation, biological process: long-chain fatty acid metabolic process; fatty-acyl-CoA biosynthetic process. The record is from RefSeq and is a predicted model, not a curated record. Lineage: Eukaryota; Metazoa; Arthropoda; Insecta; Hymenoptera; Apidae. The transcript is spliced from 10 exons. The coding region runs from base 230 to 1990 and encodes 586 amino acids.